GACAGCAGCCCCCGGAGAGGAGAGGGCAUGGAGCCCCCAAAGUUGGGAGCGCCUGAUAGGGAGGGGACCCUGCAAAGCACCUCAAAGCCCAGCCAGGGUGCACCUGGCAUUAAGAGGCAAAGAAUCCGGUUCUCCACCAUCCAGUGUCAAAAAUACACCCACCCCGAGGGGUCCGAGAAGAUCUGGACCAGCAGCACGUCCUCCGACACCAGUCAGGACCGGUCACCCUCGGAGGAAAGCAUGUCGUCAGAGGCCACCCCUGGCUCGCUCCCUGCGACCAGCGACGCAGACACCUACCUGUCCAUAAUCCACUCCUUGGAGACCAAGCUCUACGUCACGGAGGAGAAGCUCAAGGAUGUGACGGUGAGGCUGGAGAGCCAGCAGGGCCAGAGCCAGGAGGCCCUGCUCGCGCUGCACCAGCAGUGGGCCGGCACCGAGGCAGGGCUCCGCGAGCAGCUCCGCGCCAGCCUGCUUCAAGUCGGGGCGCUGGCCUCCCAGCUGGAGCAGGAGAGACAGGCCAGGGCCAGAGUGGUAGAAGACCACGUCGGGGAGCUUGGUGGCUUCCAGGUGAAAAACAGCCAGGCACUGGCUUGUCUGGAAAGCUGCCGGGAACGGCUGCGGUCUCUGCCGGGAGCCGUCCCGGAGGUGGAGGCCGGGGCAGCGGGGGCGGGGCCCCUGGCCAGCGUGGAGAGCUUGCUCGUCAGCGCCAUCCAGGCCCUUGGGCACACACAGCGGGAGGAGGAGGGGCCCGCAGCUGCACCGCAGCCGCCCCGCCUGCCGGAGCUGAGCGAGCAGGAGCAGCUCAAGCUGCUUUCUGACCAGAUGGCUCUGGAAGCCGCGCUCAUCGGCCAAAUAGCGGAGUCCGUGAAGCGCACGACCUCGGAUGUCGCGCACGUCCUCUCUGAGGUUUCUCAGUCGAGGAAGGUGCUGCUGGACUCUGAAAGUGGCGCAGGGUGGCCCAGGGCCCCGGCAGACGCCUGGGCCAAGAAGGUGCUGGUGGACGGAGAGUUCUGGAGCCAGGUGGAGUCCCUGCGCGAACACCUGGAGAUGCUGGGUGGGGAGGCAGCCCGCACCUCAGGUGGCGGGCAGCAGAGCCCCCCGCCGGGCCUGGGCCCCACCCUGGCCGAUGCCACGUGGGUCAGGGCAGAGCUCAGCUUCGCCAUGCACUCGGUGAGGGAGGCCCUCCAACGCAGGUUGCAGAGUGUCCAGGAGACCUUGCAGGGGACCCAGGCAGCCCUGCAGCAGCACAAGCGUCUGCUGGGGGACAUCUUGGGAGCCUACCAAACCCCCGACUUCGAGAGAGUGAUGCAGCAGGUCUCGGAAGCCCUCGAGCCUCUAGCAGGCGCUGGAGACGGGGUACAGGCAUCCUGGGGCUUGAGCCCAGCGCAAGUACUGAGCUGUCAGGACACGGGGGGCUCCCAGGAGCUCUUCCCCUUGUCCAGCCAGAGCCCGGGGGCCCUCGUUGCUGUUCAGGAGGAGCUCGCCCUGCAGCUUAAAGACAAGGCCAGCCUCCUAGGGGAGAUCUCUGCCGCCUUAACCUCGCUCCCUUCCGCGGAGCCACUGAGGGACUGUCAGCAGCUCCUCCAGGCAUCCCGGAACCUCUCUCAGGACGCUUGCUUGGGAGGCCUCAGUCAGUAUUCAUCCUUAUUAGUUCAAGAUGCGAUUGUUCAGGCUCAGGUGUGCUAUGCAGCCUGCAGGAUCCGGCUGGAGUAUGAAAAGGAGCUCCGGGGUUGCAGGGAGUCCUGGCCAGGUGGGGGGGCCUCCUGCCAGGAGCAAGAGCUGGCUGUCGGGGCCCUGAGGGAGGAGUAUGAGGAGCUUCUCCGGAAGCAGAAGAGUGAGUACCUGGACGCGAUUGCCGUCAUAGAAAAGGAGAACGCAGAGCUCAAGUCCAAGGUCACCCAGCUGGGCCAUCAGCAGAAGUGCCUGGAGGAAGUGGAGGGCAAGCACCUGUCUGCCCUGCAGAGGGGGCACGAGGGGGAGAUGCAGUGUGUGCUGGAGGAGGCCGAGCACAGCAGUGUCCUGAGCCAGCUGCACGCCUCCGUCAGAGACAGGCAGGACCUGGAGAGGCACCACGUGGAGCAGAUGCAGACACUGGAGGACAGGUUCCAGCUCAAGAUCAAAGAGCUGCAGACAAUCCACCAGGAGGAGCUGAGGGCCCUUCAGGAGCACUACUCACAGACCCUGCAGUGCCUGCAAGAGACCCUCCACCACUACCAGGGACAGCCCCCUGCAGCCCCGCCGGCCCCCGGCCCCCCGAGCAGCCCCCACCAGGCCCCCUCCUGCAGCCGGCCCACCGAGGGGGAGGCCGACUCCGUGAUGGGGCUGAGAGCACGCAUCCAGGAGCUGGAGGCCCAGGUGGACGUCCUGCGGGAGGAGCUGGAGCACAGGGGUCUGGCGGGCAGCGCAGCCUUGCUGCAGGAGGAGCACCAGAGGGACUUUGAGAGCCUCAAGGCCACGUGUGAGCGAGGGUUUGCAGCCAUGGAGGAAACGCACCAGAAGAAGAUUGAAGACCUUCAGAGGCAGCACCAGCGGGAACUGGAGAAACUGAGGGAGGAGAAGGACCGCCUCCUGGCCGAGGAGACCGCGGCCACCAUCUCAGCCAUUGAAGCCAUGAAGAAUGCCCACCGUGAGGAGCUGGAGCGGGAGCUGGAGAAGAGCCAGCGGUCCCGGGUCAGCAGCGUCAGCUCGGACGUCGAGGCCCUACGGCGGCAGUACCUGGAGGAGCUGCAGUCGGUGCAGCGCGAGCUAGAGGUCCUCUCCGAGCAGUACUCCCAGAAGUGCCUGGAGAAUGCCCACCUGGCCCAGGCGCUGGAGGCCGAGCGGCAGGCCUUGCGGCAGUGCCAGCGCGAGAACCAGGAGCUCAACGCCCACAAUCAGGAGCUGAACAACCGUCUGGCUGCAGAGAUCUCACGGUUACGGACGCUGCUGACUGGGGACGCCGGUAGUGAGGCCGCUGGCUCGCCUCUCACACAGGGCAAGGACGCCUACGAGUUAGAGGUCUUACUGCGGGUCAAGGAGUCAGAAAUACAGUACCUGAAACAGGAGAUCAGCUCCCUCAAGGAUGAGCUGCAGACGGCAUUGCGGGAUAAGAAGUACGCCAGCGACAAGUAUAAAGACAUCUACACGGAGCUGAGCAUCGUGAGGGCGAAGGCCGACUGUGACAUCAGCAGGCUGAAGGAGCAGCUGAAAGCAGCCACAGAAGCGCUAGGGGACCGGUCCCCGGAGAGCACCCCCGUGUCGGGAUACGAUAUAAUGAAAUCUAAAAGCAACCCUGAUUUCUUGAAGAAAGAUAGAUCCUGUGUCAGCCGGCAACUCAGAAGCAUCAGGUCCAAGUCCGUUAUUGAGCAGGUCUCAUGGGAUAACUGAAACGCCCGCUGCCAGGUCCCCUGUCGUGUAGAGUCUGAAAGAAGGCCUGACGGUGCAAGAUCGUCUGAAGCUCUUUGAGUCCAGGGACUUGGAGCAAGACUAGCCGUUCCACUCGACCUGACCCACCCUGGCCGGUGGCAGCACCCGGCCGCUGCCCGCCUGCACCGUUUCUCUCACUGUCGUCCUCGUGGUGGUCGUUGUCCUCGUGAACCAUGGGUCCGGGUGCAGAGACUGGCUGGGCUGUCCGCCACUACCCGCGCUCCGUCAGCGCCCUCCCCGCCGCCGCCCUCCUCACUGUCAGUAUUAAGGCCCAGCAGCCUGUCGAUAAGCUAGCUCGGUCUCGCCGGGUGCACGUGGGGCCGGGCCCGGCAGGUCACGUAGGGCAAGGACAAGCCGCUGGGUCCGGCACUGAGAGCUCACUAGGCCGCAGGGGCAGGAGGGAGCUGGCUGAGAGCCGUGGCUCAUGGCCUGGACUUACCACCUUUGGGCUCGGGAGGACAGCAUUUUGUAUUUGUUCCACUAACGCAGCUUAGAACCACACCCCAGAUAAUCGUGGUAAACCCAUCACAACCUGAAAAAUGUUGAAAGCAGCCAUUCCUACUUUUGUUCAUUUUUUAUUAAAUCUUGCACAAAACGCAGCCCCUCGCGUGCCUUCCUACACUGGCUUCGGUCUCGGUCACCAGUGACCCGGUCUCGGCGCAGCUGGAGACUGUGGACCUGCAGCCGGGCUUUCUGGCUGUGAUCACAGGUGGCGGUGAGUCCCCCCAGAGUCAUCCAGGGGAAGACUGUCUGUCUCCUCAGUUUUCUGAAAAGAGGGCUCCAUUUGUUUUCGAGCAGGUUGACAGGAAACCCCACGUUAGGUCAAGAAGGUUGGAGGACGUCGAGCAGCAGACGGAAACUGGCCACAAUGACUCGUCCUCCCAGACUCCGUCCACCUGUGCUCUGGAGGCUCUCGCAGCGCUUAGAGCCGGAGCUAGGCCUAACGGCUUUCCUUCUUAAUGGGCCAAGUAACACCUUUUUAAGUGCCCCUAACACCCCAAAGUGCUUCUUGAGAAGCUCUCUUAAACUGGGGUUUCAGUUAUAACCCCACGAAAACUGCUAGUCGGCGGGGGGUCUAAACACAUGGGCCAGGCGGGGCCUGAUCUGCGGCCUUGAAGCCAGGUGGACGCUUGGAGGAAGUCACUCUGGCCUCGCUCACUGAUCAGCUCCUUGGUUUUUGCCGGGAGCCUUCACUCUGGGUGAAUGCCUGAGUUAGCACGAUGGUCUUGGUGCGUGGAUGCUUUGAGGGCGAACGUGCAGAAAUCAUUUGCUCAGUUUCUGGAUUAAGUUAAGGAACAGGGUCUUUUGGGAAAAGUCCUGGAGGGCAAGACAGAGGCCCUGCAUGUGUUAAGACCCCUCCUACCGUCUUCCUCUGGGGAAGCCUGUGUCUCUGCUCGCACCGAGAGUUCCAGUCCACGAGCUUUUAAGGGUCUUAAGUCACAGCUGUGGCUCCUCUGCGGCUCUUCCAUGUUUUAAGGAAGAGGCUGUUGGCUCUGCCUCUCGGCUCUCGUCAGACACGCCCACUCCUGCGCUGGAGACUGGCAUCGUUCCGGUUGAGGGAGGACUGCGGCCUUCGGUGUCUUGCUCAGAACGGGAGUUCCCCUCGGGUCAGCGCAGCCCCCAGGAUGGUCGGGGGCAGAGGGGGGCUCACGCCUUUGGAGCACGCGCCCCGUCACCAGGUUUCUGUUGUGGCUGUCUCUGGGGGCCCUCCCAGAAGGGCAGGGUCUGCGUGCCCCAGGGAGGGCUGUGUUCACGUGGUCAGCUCUUCCCAGUGGUAAACGUCUGCUAUGGCCCUUGUGACCUGGCACCUGCGGGUGAGUCAUGCCACACAUGCCCAUGGGAAAACUGAAGUCUGACGUCAUUUGACAGCUUUGUGAGCACAUGCGUGAUUCACUGCACGUGGCCACCGGCGCCGGGCAGGUGUGAAGCCGGCACUUGGGCAGUGCCAGCUGCGGGGUGACGUGCAGAGAGGUGGCAAACGGGACUUGGCUGCUGGAGGUCGAUGCUUGUGCUCAGAGGCAGCAGGAUGAGUGAAACUUUGUGGGUGAAGUGGUGGCUGUGCUGGGGGACCAGGUGGUCUGUCAGGGCCCACAGCUCCCUGUCUCGAGUCCAGCUAUUGCAGUGGAGACUGUGGGCAGACCCGCCUCCAGCCAGCUCAGUGGCAUCUGUCAUUCGUGGUGUCCGGACCCAGCACUGGCUCACUGACCCUGUAGCUAGGCACGAGGCCUCGCACCACCAGGCUUGGGAAGAAGAGAGUUGAGGUUUUUAAAGCAGCAGAACUAUGACCCUCAGAGUCUGCACGAAAGGGACUCUGAUGAGGCCAGGAGACACAAUGGAUGGUGUAACGCGUCUUUACAGAGGUCCACUGAAUGCCAUUUGUGUUGUCAGAGGGAGGUGAGACCCCUUUCUGGCCUGCUGCCUGGAGGGCCCUGUCCAGGCCGGCUUUUAGGCUUGUCCACCUGCCGCACCCUGCGGGGCCCCCCAGCUCUGGCCAGUGGAACCCUGUGGGCAGGCACCCCCACCUAAGCUCCCGCUGGCCACAUCCGCACAGGGCGGUCCCUCCUCCCCGGCGCCGUGGGGGGUGGUCUUCACGGCUCACCGUGCCCCAGAUUUCUCCCUGCUGCUCACGCGUGAGGUCUGAGCCCUUAGCUGGGGCUCAGAGCUGUUCUCAGAGUGAAAAGAAUGCCACUCCCUGAACAUGAGUUGGCUCUUAAUUGUCCUGAGGAAGCUUGGGAGUUAACUUUCCUUUAUAGACGCAACUUCAAAAAGCAAAAAACAGGACGCUAGCCCUUUAUCACCUAGAAAGGGGAGAAAUUUUAAGUACUGCCAAAUACAAAGGACAGGGAAAUGUGUAGUGUUAUGCUUAAAAGGAAUUAAGUACUAAAGUUUGGCAGGCUGAUUGGAAGCCUCAGCCACUCAGGACAUCUCGCGCCCAGGAGCCCUGGACAGCGGAGCUGGGACCCGCUUCAUACGCGGAUUCCAGCUGCUGCCCUCGGGUUUCUCUGCCCAUGGCGACUGGUAAGCGCUUCUCUGCCCUUCAGGAAGGGACUUGGCAGACUGCUGCCGAAACAGGCUUAAGGCAUUUAUUUGCGCACCAGUUCCCCACAUGUCCCACCUUUCUUCUCUCUGCACCCUCCCUGAGAGGGGACCACUGGGCGGCUCAGCAAACACUGAGACUCAGAAAACAGGGAAGCCAGCAUCCACCCUCACCCCGACCAGCCAUCCCCGGCAGGUGAAGGCGUGAGCGCAGGCACCAGACCCCAACGUCCAGGAAAGGUCUCUUCGCUCGCCAGAGGUCAGGUCAAAGGUUAAGUCCUUCCCCUCUCCCAGUGCAGGGCGCCUGGGAUGCCCGCUUGCUCUCAGGAGGCACAGCCAUACUGCUGAGCAGUUUUGUACCUUUUUACACGUGUACACUUUUGGCAAAGCCAUACUUUCCAGAGUUGAAAACUUAAAAUGAGACUCAGCUUGAACUGAGGGCUCACGAAACCCCUUGCUUGCGGUUCGCUGCUGGGCAGACAGGAUGGAGCCUGUGUGGAGUCCCGGCCCCACUCUGUUCCUUGGAGAACAGUUUCUCUGUGCACGAAACCAGCCGCUGCAGUUCCGGUCCCUUCCCUCACAGUCCGCCGCGUGGCACUCAGAGCAGGUGGCCCAAGUGUCCCUUGGAAGUUACUGCAGGGAUUCUGUGACAGUUUGUGUGGUCGUGUUUCUUUUUAAUCUUACAGAAGCCUCUCUUUUUAAGACAGAACAGCUUUGGGUACAACACUGAGCGCCACCCACUGUUAACGAGGAAAUGUUCUUAAUGCCUGCUGUAUCUUACUUUAAAGUUUUGGUCGUUGAACAGGUGGUUUUGUUUUUCCCUAAAGAACUUAGUGGUGCUUGUGCCUCAUUCCCGGUAGAGCCUUGCAGAGUCUGGAGGAGAGUCAGGAGAAGGAGAAGGUGGGAGUGACACCUGCCCAGACCCUUGGCUCGGUACUUAAGACGCACAGGGAGACAGGGCAUCGGGUCUAAGUCACUCACUGGUGAGCACUUGCCAGCAGGGCUGUUUUGUGUGACGGCACGGAGGUCACAGAACUCGUAAGGCUGUGAUUCUACGAUGUGUCUGUCAGCCUGCUCAGACACCGGAGCCCUGAGCAGCCCGUCCUGUGGGUGACCGGGGAGGGAGGUCCAGCCUCACCGGCCCUGACUUCACGCCGAGCAGCCGUCGGACACGUGUCUCCACGCCGCCCCCGACCCCCCACACAGUAGCUGUCACUUGUUUGUUUCAUUUUGUAGGAAACUCUGAACAGUCUACAAAGGACACUCAAUUCUUUACCGUGUUAUGUUUAUACCACAAAAGCAAGUAAAAUGGAUUUUAGGAUUUACCUUUAGUAUUAACUUAUCUCCUGACUUAACUGUUAGGAUUCAAAACCAGUUAAGUGAUGCGAGUUAACGCCUGUGGUUUUCCUAAGUGAUGUUUAUAAAAUGUGAAGUCUCUAAGUGGCUCCUGCACAGUCACACUUUGUGGAUCUUCUCACAAGUGUACUCCUCUGUCAGGACAAAAACCGACCACGCCCAGCUGCUGAGGGGUGCAGGGUGGCGCACAGGCAGCUGUCUCACCAGCCGCCGCUGCCGCUGCCGCUACUGCCUGGGGGCCAGGCCACAGCGAGGCCCCAAGAAGAGCCUGGGCAGCGGCUGCUCUGGACAGUUCACGACUUUCGUGUUUUAGUUUGAGGCAUUUUUUUCCAACAAAGCUUCUGAUCGACUGUCUGCUACAACUGAAGUGUUACUCCGUCAAAUAUUUAUUCCCUGUGUGACGCGCUGGAUUUCCACGGGUGUAGCUCAUCGUUUCCAUUUUGUAAAUACUACCUAACUUCACAUAAGCAGCAUCAUAAUAAACUAUUUUUGCACCAC
This is a messenger RNA of Vicugna pacos (alpaca), 8295 nucleotides long. The record is from RefSeq and is a predicted model, not a curated record. NCBI's taxonomy places the organism in Eukaryota, Metazoa, Chordata, Mammalia, Artiodactyla, Camelidae.